This is a messenger RNA of Andrographis paniculata, 5043 nucleotides long. Its product is annotated as myosin-8-like. The transcript is spliced from 42 exons. Bases 183 to 4907 code for a protein of 1574 amino acids. Gene Ontology annotation, molecular function: microfilament motor activity; ATP binding; actin filament binding. Gene Ontology annotation, cellular component: actin cytoskeleton; myosin complex; cytoplasm. The record is from RefSeq and is a predicted model, not a curated record. Gene Ontology annotation, biological process: vesicle transport along actin filament; actin filament organization. NCBI's taxonomy places the organism in Eukaryota, Viridiplantae, Streptophyta, Magnoliopsida, Lamiales, Acanthaceae.
AUAAAGGAAUGUGAUUUGGAACAUAAAUAGGAAUCUAGCUAUUUCUUGCGGGUUGCAGUUUUGUUCGCGGGACCUCUCUUCUUAUUACAAUGUGGUUCGAUUGAAUGCGUUUUUGAUGGUUUUCUCGCAUUAGGCAUUUGAAGGAAUAAUUUCUUGGGGUCUGACUGCUUUGGAAGUUGGAAAUGAGUGGUUCAUCCAAUAUAGCAGUUGGAUCUCAGGUAUGGGUGGCAGAUCCUGAGGAAGCUUGGAUAGAUGGGGAAGUUUUGAAAGUUAAUGGUGAUGAGAUUAAAGUAAAAUGUUCUUCUGGAAAGACAGUUGCGGCUAAUGCAUCAGAUACAUACCCAAAAGACCCAGAGGAUCUGCCCAAUGGUGUGGAUGAUAUGACAAAGCUUGCAUACCUACAUGAACCAGGUGUCCUGCAGAAUUUGAAAAGCAGAUAUUUUGCAAAUGAAAUAUAUACCUACACCGGUAACAUAUUGAUAGCAGUGAACCCCUUUCAACGGCUGCCCCAUCUAUACAGUGGAGAAACAAUGCAAAAGUACAAAGGAAUGCAACUUGGAGAACUGAGCCCACACCCUUUUGCUAUUGCUGAUUCUGCUUACAGGAGAAUGGUUAAUGAUGGUAUAAGCCAGUCAAUUUUGGUAAGUGGGGAGAGUGGAGCUGGUAAAACUGAAAGCACUAAAAUGCUCAUGUGUUAUCUUGCAUAUAUGGGAGCUGGCGCCGGGGAUGGGGGGCGGAGUGUGCAGGAGAAAGUACUUGAGUCAAGUCCUGUUCUGGAAGGAUUUGGUAAUGCCAAGACAGUUAGAAAUAACAACUCAAGCCGCUUUGGCAAAUUUGUAGAGAUUCAGUUCAACAAUAGUGGUAGGAUUUCUGGUGCUGCAAUCCGAACCUAUUUGCUGGAAAGAUCACGUGUUUGCCAAGUGUCUGAUCCCGAAAGAAACUAUCACUGCUUUUAUAUGCUUUGUGCUGCACCACCUGAGGAUCGUGAAAAAUACAAAGUGGGGAAUCCAAGAGAGUUUCAUUAUUUGAAUCAGUCAAAUUGUUAUGAAUUGAAUGGAGUUGAUAAUUCCCAAGAAUAUCUUGAUACAAGGAGGGCCAUGGAUAUAGUUGGGAUGAGUUCUGACGAGCAGGAUGCAAUUUUUCGGGUUGUGGCGGCAGUUCUUCACUUGGGUAAUAUUGAGUUUGGUAAGGUAAGCGAUGGUGAUGCUUCAAAACCUAAGGAUGAUAAGUCUAAACUCCAUCUGAAAACAACUGCUGAACUUUUAAAGUGUGACGAGAAAGCUCUUGAAGACUCCUUGUGCAAGCGUGUCAUGGUUACUCGUGAUGAGACCAUAACAAAAAGCCUCAAUCCAGAUGAUGCAGCACUCAGUAGAGAUGCUUUGGCUAAAAUUGUCUAUUCAAGAUUAUUUGAUUGGCUUGUUAACAAGAUUAAUGAUUCUAUCAGCCAAGAUCCAAAUUCAAAAUACAUAAUUGGUGUUCUGGAUAUCUAUGGUUUUGAGAGUUUCAAGACAAACAGUUUUGAGCAAUUUUGCAUAAAUUUGACUAAUGAGAAACUGCAGCAACAUUUUAAUCAGCAUGUGUUUAAGAUGGAGCAGGAGGAGUAUACUAAAGAAGAAAUUGACUGGAGCUACAUUGAGUUCGUUGAUAAUCAAGAUAUUCUUGAUCUUAUUGAAAGGAAACCUGGAGGUCUUAUUGCACUUCUCGAUGAGGCAUGUAUGUUUCCAAGAUCUACACAUGAGACAUUUUCAGAGAAGUUAUACCAGACAUUUAAAGAUCACAAGCGUUUUUCCAAACCAAAGUUAUCGAGAACUGGCUUUACCAUUAGCCAUUAUGCCGGUGAUGUCACUUACCAGACAGAUUUGUUUCUAGAUAAGAACAAAGAUUAUGUUAUUGCUGAGCAUCAGGCUCUCCUUAGUGCUUCAGGAUGUUCCUUUGUUUCUGGACUUUUCCCACCUUUACCUGAGGAAUCAUCUAAAUCCUCAAAAUUUUCUUCCAUUGGGAGUCGAUUUAAGAUGCAACUACAAUCGCUGCUUGAGAUUCUCAAUGCAACAGAACCACACUAUGUCCGGUGUAUCAAACCUAAUAAUCUUCUGAAGCCUUCUAUAUUUGAGAAUGCGAAUGCUCUGCAACAACUUCGUUGUGGGGGAGUAAUGGAAGCAAUCCGAAUCAGCUGCGCUGGAUAUCCCACUCGAAAAACUUUUCAGGAGUUCAUACAAAGAUUCAAAAUCCUCGAUCAAAGUGUUUUACAUGGAAGUUAUGAUGAUAUCACUGGUUGCCGUCAAAUAUUGGAGAAGUCUGGCCUUAAAGGUUAUCAGAUUGGCAAAACGAAAGUGUUUCUAAGAGCUGGUCAGAUGCCAGAACUAGAUGCUUGUCGUGCCCGGGUGCUUGGAAGAUCAGCUUGUAUAAUCCAAAGAAAAUAUAGAUCAUAUUAUGCACGCAAUUACUUCUUGAAAUUACGAUCAGCAGCGGUAUAUAUUCAAGCUCUGUGUAGAGGGCAAAUUGCACGCCAUAUUUUUGAGUGCAAGAGAAGGAUGGCUGCUGCUUUGAUCAUUCAGAAAGAUAUCCGUAUGCAUUUUUCAAGAAAAACAUAUGUAACUUUGUACAAUUCUGCAGUUAUGGUUCAGACAGGAAUGAGAGGCAUGGAUGCUCGUAACACACUUAGAUUUUUAAAGCAAAAGAAAGCUGCCACCAUUAUCCAGACAGAGUGCCGAAGAUACUUGGCUUCCAAUCGAUAUUCUCGGUUAAAAUGGGCUGCAAUUAGUCUUCAGUGUGCUUGCAGAUCAUGUAUUGCCCUUGAAGAAUUGCGGAAACUGAGAAUGGCUGCAAGGGAAACUGCUGCACUUCAAGAUGCCAUAGUCAAGUUGGAAGAGGAAUUUCAAGAAUUGAUGAUUCAAUUGGAAGAAGAGAAACGCAAAAGGGAGGACAUUGAAGAAGCCAAAGCAACAUUGGAGAAGCAAGUUAAAGAACUAACUUUGCAGCUACAAAUGGAGAAAAGCAUGAGGGUUGAUGUUGAGGAAGCCAAAAAUUAUGAGAAUGCUGAAUUACAAUCUACACUGGAGGAAAUGCAAAAGCAAAUACAACAGUUUGAAUCUGACUUGGAAGAAAUGCAAAAUUUACAAGUGCAAUUUCAGGAUGGAGGGGAUAAUAGUCCCAAAACCAAUUUGGAAAAGCAAGUUAAAGAAUUGACUAUCCAAUUACAGCAGGAGAAGAAGAAGAGAGUUGACAUUGAGGAAGCCAAAAGUCUGGAGAUCAAAAGAUUACAAUCUUCUUUGGAAGAAGUAAAAAAGUUUGGCAUAGCCAAAGAGCAGCUGAUAAAGGAGCCGGAAGCUGCAAAGAUGGUGAGCAAUCAAGUUCCGAGUGUAGAAGAUGUCUCCAUUACCGGAGAUGAACUAAUUGAUAAAUUAAGAGCUGAAAAUGCAAAUCUGAAGCUUUUAGUAAUUUCUCUGGAAAAGCAAGCUUCAGAUACAGAGUCAAAGAUAACUCAGUUGCAAGCUGAAAUUCAGAGGUUUCUAUUUCCCCAGAUUCUAAUUCCGUACAGCAUAGCAAGCAUUGGCACAUUUUUUGUAUGGGUGAAAAGCUCGAAUGGACACCAAAAUUCGGUAAACUCUCCGGCUGGGAAACAGUCUGAACAUCAAAAUACAGAGGCAGUGGAGAAUGAUCCUCACCAUGAUCCUCAGAGUGCAACUCCCACCAAGAAAUACGGAACUGAAUCUGAUAGCGAGUUGAGGAAUUCUCAUAUUGAAAGGCAACGGGAGAAUAUUGAUACGUGUAUCAGGUGCAUUGAAAAUGAUCUUGGAUUCAGUGAAAAAAAACCAGUUGCUGCGUUUACCAUUUACAAGUGCCUUAUUAACUGGAAAUCAUUUGAAGCUGAGAAAACUAACAUAUUUGAUCGACUUAUUCAAAUUGUAGGCUCUGCCCUAGAGGAUGAGGCAGACACUAAACGUUUGGCAUACUGGCUUUCCAACGCUUCAACUUUGUUUUUUUUACUUGAUCGAACUUUGAAAGAUCCCUCAGCAAAACAGCCAGCCUCAUUUUUUGAAAGAGUGGCCCAAGGGUUCCGGUCUUCCCCUGCAAUUAAUAUAGGCGGAUUUGAUGGAGUCCAACAGGUUGAAGCCAAGUAUCCAGCUAUCCUUUUCAAGGAGCAGCUAGCUGCUUAUGUUGAGACAAUUUACGGACUUCUUCGAGAUAAUGCCAAGAAGGAGUUGUUUCAACUGCUUUCUUUAAUACAGGUACCCAAAGCACUUGUGGAUAGCUCUUCUGAUCAAUCUUCGAAGGACAGUUCUAUGAGGCACUGGCAAAGCAUCAUUGAUGUAUUAAAUGGGUUUCUUAGCUUGCUCAAAGAUAAUUUUGUUCCUUUGGUCAUUGUUCAGCACCUCUUCACAGAUAUUUUCUCUUAUGUCAAUGUUCAGCUCUGUAAUAGCAUCCUUCAGCAAAAGGAGUGCUGCACAGUUAGUCAUGGGGAAUAUAUAAAGGCUGGUUUAGCUGAAUUACAACUUUGGUCUGGAAAUUCAAAUGAGCAUGCAGGCUCGGCAUGGGAUGAACUAAAACAUGUUCAACAGGCUGUAAGACUUUUGGCGUUACAAGAAAAAUCAGAACUGAACUUAGAUGAUCUUACAACUGAGCUGUGCCCUUCAUUGAGCCAUCAACAGCUUCAUAGGAUCUGCACUCUCUAUACAGACGAAAAUUCAAGCACGGGAAUUGUGCCUCAAGAUGUCAUUUCUAGCUUGAAGCCAGAUUCAGAUGACUCCAAUGAAGCUGGCAAGGAUUCAUAUCUGUUGGAUGAAAAUUCAGGCACCCCGAUGUCAAUCCAAAAUAUUAGCAAUUCUAUCAAUGAUUUAGAUUUCACCGGUGUAAAACCUCCAGCAGAGCUUCUUGAGAAUCCAGGCUUUGAAUUUUUGAAAGGAUAAGGCUUUUUUGCACGUAUAUAGCAUUACUCUUUGCCUGUCUAUACCAUUAUAUAUGUAUAUGCAUCUGCGCAGCUAGAGGCUUUUGUAUAGUUGGUCUGUCUAGAUCUUCAUGGCCUUCCUCAUGAACUUUUGCUAG